AUGGCGCCUUCACAUUCGUUUAAUAUUUUGUCGCUCGUUUUGACUAUUUUACUUCUACCAUUUACAUGGGCUAGACCAUGGAUCGUCACCGAGGCCUAUGAACAGGUCCGUGUGACUGAGUAUGAUUAUUACUAUGAAACCGAAGAUCCGACAAUCACCACUUCUAUUCAGGAGAUCCAACCAACAAUAUCUCCACUUCCAGAAGCCUUGUCCACUAUUACUUCUAUCGACAGCUCUUCCGAUGUGACUAUCAUCCAAAAACUCUACCCAACCAGCGUCGGCACUCCAGUGUAUUAUAACUACUACGACGACGACACCGAUGAAUAUCACUAUACCGUCUACGUGGUGAAUAUCACCUACACCGCGCCAACAUCAUGUUCAUCCGACUGGACGACCACAUCAGCUGUCCCUGUCUACCCACCAGAUGGAGUGGAGAGUCUUCUCCCAACAACCGCCAGAUCAACCUCAGUAUCAGUCGAUGACUCGGAGCCUUUCUCACCAACAACCUACACCUACGACUACAUCUUUGUUGAACCUACCCAAGUCCCAUCCGAUACAUACAGCUACCUCAGCUCAGAAUAUUACCCAGCGACAAUGGAAGAUACCUGCGGUUACCCAUAUAACAGUGACAGCAGUAGCAGCAGCAGCAGCAGCAGCAGCAACAGCGACUGUACGUACUACUAUGGCUGCAGUGGAUACUGGGACGAAUCAGACAACUGGUGGUUCGACUCAUACUGGAUGGGCAUCUCCCCCUUCGCACUAGUAAUGAUCCUAACCUUCGGCUGGAUCGGUAUCUGGUUAAUUGCCGGCUUCAUCGAAGCAUGGGUACGUUUCCGCCGCCUGAUGCUAGGCUGGCAAACGCGACGCGGUCUCCCACUCUGUUGGGCAUUUACCAUUCUCCCCUUGACACUUCUGUUCAUCAUCGCAUGGCGGAAGGGCUUCCGUCCCCGAAGCCAAGCAGAUGCCGCAGAACUGCGCAAGCAGUGGGAUAGCUAUAGAUUUGGGAAGAAGCUGAAGUUGUUCUUUGUUUGGGGAUUCCGGUAUAAGUACCCGACUGUGCUGGGUGAGGCUCCAAUGCCGGUGAAUAUGCGGACAAGACCUAGCAAGAAGCCGGGUGAUGUUGAUUGGAAGCAGCCUCGUGAGUCGUUGUUGAGUCCUCCUCAGCCUAUGGUGCAGGUUGAGGCUUCGGGGGCGUUGAAUGGGCAACGUGAGGUACCUAGGGAGGGGCUUUCUGAGGGACCUUCUGCAGGACCCUCUGCGGGACACCUGGGGUCUGAGGGACAACCGGAAGCACACUCCGAGGCUCACUCCGAAGGGCAGCCUGCUGUUCGCCCUGCUGGUGAUUCUGAUGACAUCGGUCGGGCUGCAUGA
This is a messenger RNA of Penicillium angulare, 1371 nucleotides long. RefSeq lists its product as uncharacterized. The coding region runs from base 1 to 1371 and encodes 456 amino acids. The record is from RefSeq and is a predicted model, not a curated record. The transcript has a single exon. NCBI's taxonomy places the organism in Eukaryota, Fungi, Ascomycota, Eurotiomycetes, Eurotiales, Aspergillaceae.